Molecule: messenger RNA, 2342 nt
Organism: Anguilla anguilla (European eel)
Lineage: Eukaryota; Metazoa; Chordata; Actinopteri; Anguilliformes; Anguillidae
Gene: efhb
Product: EF-hand domain family, member B
Exons: 13
Coding region: 234-1979 (581 amino acids)
Molecular function (GO): calcium ion binding
Source: RefSeq, a predicted model, not a curated record
CAUACCUAUGCACACGUAUUUAGAGUCUAGACUAUCCGAUUACGGCGUUUCACAGUAGAGGGGCGACAUGCGGUUUCCUAGCGCUAGUUGCCAAGUGACGGAGCAUAAACACUGUGCGAAGUUUAUUUUUUUUGGUAAUCAAACUGUACUUGGAGUAUGCUACGGGGACAAGACAAACCGAGACAGAUUUGAAUUCAGUAGCGGGAACUUGAACAUUUGACCUGCCAAGAAAAAUGACUCUGUUUGAGGGGAAAUAUAUCGACAGAUGCCCUAAUUUAAGAACGGCUGGUAAACUCAUACCAAUUGGAGACAGAGCUGAGACUUGCUUACAGGAGACCACUCCAAGGCCUAUCACCCCACCAGUGGUUAAGAAGUUCCUCAGCAGUUCACGGCCAGGACUUGGGGUCGUCCGCAUUUUUCAUGGGAAAGCCAAUGACCCUGAUAUUGCCAGCACACGGUUCCAUGGGAAGAGGACCAAGCCACCUGUAGCUGGAGGGUUAGUAAUCAACCCAGUGCCAAAAACCCUAUAUCAGCAGAAGCUUCGUCAACUACAAGAAGCUGGCUAUUUCACCAAUAAGAAAGCUCCACUGGGGAGGUCACAUGACCAGAGUCCAGGUCUGCCAGAGGGGUUGAAUAUUCUCACAACCACAUUUGGUUUGAAGUACCUGAAAGGAUUGACUGCUGGUGAGAUGGUCAACCCCCCAAAGACAGCAGAGCAGGUGGAGAAAGAGAGCCAGGAGGGGCAUCAGCUAUAUAUCCGGUCUCAUGAUUCAUACUUUGUGGGGGAACCUAUCAAAAGAAAUUACAAGUGGAGUCAGUACGUGAAGGAAAGCCGGUUCGGAGUUGCCACCCCCCACGCCAACGAUGGAAAGGCCGUCGCCAAGUCCCUCCACUGGACAAAUUACACUUGCACACUGGAUUCCAAGCGCAAUGACAACUUCAAAGAGAGGUUCCAGCCGCAGGUUGGAAAAGCGCUUGACCCUAUUGUGGAUACACUCAAUGUUCCAGCAGAUCACACAUUUGGAAUCGUGAUGCCUUCUCAAAACUUUGGUGUGGGUGACCUCCUGGACUGCAGUUCUCCGGAACAGUCGUUGAAAGGGACUGAAAAAGAGCGAGCCCUUGUCAGUGCGGUUCAAGAGCACCUGAAGAAGGCCAACUUCCAAAACUUCAACUCCCUGCUGCAGGCAUUCAGGCACUAUGACAAGAAAGGACAAGGAUGGAUUGAUAAGGAGGACCUGCAGACUGUUUGUUGGCAGCUUAACCUGGUCCCCAGUGCCCCAGUCCUGGACAGCCUGAUGGAGUGUUGUGAUGUCAAUAAGGAUGGGCGGAUUGACUUCCUGGAAUUUGCCAACUUCCUCAACUGGAAGGGCAAGAUGCCCAUCAACACACUAGAGCAGCGGAUUCUCACUGGAGUGUGUAAACCUAGCUCUGCCCUUGCACAUGUGCAAAGAGUCAAAAUUCAGGAACCUGAUGAGCAGGACCUGCCGGGGGCAUCAAAAGCAUUGGUCCGGCCUGAGGAUCUGGAGCCGAUCCAAGCGGGCGGCACCCUGAAGACUCCCAAAACGCUGGCCCGGCCCAAAACAGUCCCGCCCAGCUUCGUAACAUCGUCCUCCCUCAUCGGAGCUGGUGUGGGCGGCUCUUCCACUGCCAACUACCGUAGGUUUGGGAUCCCCACGGUGCGCACUGAUUUGCCCACCCCGCUCCUCAAGCGCACCGGCGACAGGACAAACUACGGCGAUGAGUCGACAGCGCGUGACCUGCUGCAUCCGACGCUGUUCUCCCUCAGGGGAGUCCACGAAGAGCACCUUUUCACACCCCGCCCCAAAGAGGAGAUUUCAAGGAUAUUCCGUAAUGUGGGUGUGGACGUAUCUCAGGAUGUGUUUGAGGAGGCGUGGAAGCUGGCAUCCCUGAAACACCAUACGGGGGAAGUGUGUGUGGAGACCUUCCGGAAUGUUCUGAUGGAAAUACAGGCAAAUUAAAUAUGGCUCACUGUUGUAUUAUAUGGCAACAGAUAAUUAGAAAAUCACUUAUUUAAAGUAAAGCAUUUUAAGUUUCUUAUUUUUAGAGAGCGAUAAACAAGCCUACACUCUGUAUUUAUACUGCAAAAUCACCAUAGGGUUGAUAAGAAUUUCAGGCAGUUUCCCUGAAAACAUUGCUGUCCUUACUUUGUCCAAAAUGACUAAAUUAACUCUUCAAAAUGGAAGAUCUGUUAUAUUGUGUAAACACGAUCAGUCUCUUUUCUAUUUACAUUGUAUUUCAGAUGAGCUGUGUCACUCAGCAUAUAAAUUUAAAUUGUCAUCAAUGCCAUUGACCGGCUUCUAAAUAAUAAAGCAGUGACAUAA